Molecule: messenger RNA, 984 nt
Organism: Fusarium subglutinans
Lineage: Eukaryota; Fungi; Ascomycota; Sordariomycetes; Hypocreales; Nectriaceae
Exons: 1
Coding region: 1-984 (327 amino acids)
Source: RefSeq, a predicted model, not a curated record
AUGGCUUUGAAGUCUUUUCACCGUAUGAUGGACCUCCCGCUAGAGAUUCGUCAGGAAAUUUAUUUCAUGGCUACACCAGACCGCGUUGUUCACAUUCGAUCCGAAUUCCCAGACCUCGGAAAAAGAAAAGGGCGUUUCUCAUGUAGCACUCUUAUCCCCCCUCUGCUACACACCUUUUCUGAGUCUCGAGAAUUCCUGGAAAGAACGGGCUACAGACUGGCUUUCCGAGACAAAUCAAUUGGGCGGCAAUUCUGGUUCAACUUCAAAAGAGAUACCAUGUUUAUCGACAAAGGGGCACUGGUCAUGAUGCACCAUGGCAUCAAUCCAUUCCCCUCCAGUGAUUGCCAAAGAGUUCGCAGAAUAGCCUACGAGAGGGAGGACUUCAGGUGCUAUGUGCAAGGCGUCAUGCUUGCUCUCCAAACUUUUAGAGAGCUUCAAGCAGUCUUUCUCAUCGAGUGGCACAGAAAGGUGGUGGAUUUGGACGAGCCUCGGACCAAAUCCAGCGAAAGAUUCUUUCCCGACCCUAUUCCACAGAGACACAGCUACGAUACCAGGAACCUCUGCAAGUUUACCGAGAUCCAAAAGAUUGAUGCAUAUAUAUGCUGGCUUCCCCACUUUAAAGAUCUGCAGGGCAUGGCCCUAUGGAUGCGUAACGGUUGGGAGACUCUUUACAGCGUUUUCCCUCCACUGGUCUUACCAAAAGACACAGAUAUCGUCAAGUAUCUCAGCGAGCCUUACGAGAAGUGGCGUGAUCACAGACGAGAAGAAUUGGAGUUAGAUUUGGCGAAAUACUGGGCUAAAUUAGGGCGGCCGAAAGCGAAGCUGCCCAAGUUCAAAGUCGUGCACCUCCUCACCGACGACGAAUGCCAACUUAUCCGACGAAAACGACGCAUCUGUUCGGAAAAGAUUGAAACAAAGUUCCACAAAAGCCAGCUUUUUGAAUUGACCAACGGCAAUCUGGUGCAACUUUUUGGGAACUUCUAG